Aplysia californica (California sea hare) is the source of this 1639-nucleotide messenger RNA. RefSeq lists its product as uncharacterized. NCBI's taxonomy places the organism in Eukaryota, Metazoa, Mollusca, Gastropoda, Aplysiida, Aplysiidae. Gene Ontology annotation, molecular function: signaling receptor activity. The record is from RefSeq and is a predicted model, not a curated record. The transcript is spliced from 2 exons. Bases 109 to 564 code for a protein of 151 amino acids.
GUCACAGUGGACGCCGUGCAGUCUGUCACUGACGCCACACCUGACCUCGCUGCGGCCUUGCGAGAGAUCCAGAGCCAGGACUCGAGAAUAGCCAGCCUGGAGAGCGCUAUGACCUCGCUCAACCUCCGGCUAGACGCCUUUGACAACACUCUGUUCUACAGCACUGUGAUGGAGAACAGAACCAAGUACAUGGUCUCCCGCCCCUUUCUGCUCAACACGGCCAUAGCUGAGUCUCUUUGCCAGCUGUACGGGGGGUACCUCGUGGAAAUCAACGACGGCCACGAGUACACUGUCGUGAAAAGGGUUCUCGAGGGCGCGAAGGCAAACGAUGACGUUCUUGUGGGAGUUACCGAUGAGUUCCAGGAAGGGGUUUGGCGUUACCGGGAACACAAGACUCAAACUGUGACGUUUUUGCUUUGGGACAACAGCAAGCCGGAGCCAGACGGCGGUGCCGCUGAAAACUGCGCCACUUUGGGGGCAGACGUGGGCUGGAAGCUCCAAGACAGGAAGUGUUACGAUAACACUGCGCAUGUCCGCUUCAUGUGCGAGGUAGAGAACGCAUGAUUUGAUGUCGUCAUCGCGUCAUCUUGAGGUCUCUGCCGUCAUAGAGUAAAGAGAUUUGAUCUUGUUAGAUUGACGGAUAUAUAGAAGGUGUCUGCCUUUGGAUUUGUUUGUUAGUUUGUUAGUUUGUUAGUUCAUUUUGAUUUAAUAAAAUUAUAUCCUGUUGUUUUUGUUUGUUUGGGGGGGGGGGGUUAAUUUUUUGGUGCUUUUUGUGUGGGUUUUUAAAAAGUUUUACUUCAUUUGAUUUGAUUUAAGCGUUUCACAAUGAAAUCAGAUUUAAAUCCACGUUUUAUACAUGCUAACCCAUUCAACGUAAACAAUCCCUUCAAAUACAUUUAUUCACCCGCAAGUAAGCUGACAAAGGACACAUACACAAAAGCACAUUCACUAUGACUACUGAUCGCAAUAAUUGCUGUUAGAAAAAAAAAUUCAAACUAAUCAGUAGGCGUACUAUGUGAUUUUAAUACAUGUGUUUUAGGUCAGAUUUAAAUUUGAUAAAAGUUGGCACCUCUCUUAAAUGAAGUGGUGGGAGGGAAUUCAACGCAGUGACAGCAGCUGUCGAAAAAGUCCUACUUCAUUUUUAAUUUUACAUACAGGACACAGUUUUGAGUUGUUGGGGGGGGGGGGUAUUAAUGUAUCGUAGAUUUCGAGAUGAAACAAGCUCAAGCAGAAAAUUAGAAAGAUGUCGUGAUACCAACACCAUCUAAAAAUAUUCUCAACCAUUGCAGCUGAAGAACAAAAGUCUGUCCCCGUGGUUUUAUGAACCCGCAUAAUUAAGCAAAAUUUGAUAAAUUUUUGCAUAAUUUCUGAUCAUUUUCCUUUAUCAUUUUUGUUAAAACUAACAGAAUUGCAUAAUUUCACAUUUUUGGGCUGGAUUUGCAUAUUUCAGAAUAUUUCUAGCAUAAAACGGCAGGGACAGAAAAGUUUUGAAGCUCCAAAAACAGUCUCAAAAUUGUAGACCCUUGUCCCAAGUGAACUGCAUAAUUUCAGUGUUUUGGAAACAUCCGACUUACCAGGUUUUUAUGUCAAAUCUAUCAAGUGACGUCAUAAAAUCAAUACUAGAGUCAAAUACUUAACU